Messenger RNA from Calidris pugnax (ruff), 667 nucleotides. RefSeq lists its product as uncharacterized. Lineage: Eukaryota; Metazoa; Chordata; Aves; Charadriiformes; Scolopacidae. The record is from RefSeq and is a predicted model, not a curated record. The coding region runs from base 119 to 667 and encodes 182 amino acids. The transcript has 3 exons.
GAGGCGGACACCCAGCCCUGCGCCCUGGGACCCGCUUCGGCAUCUGCAGGGUGUAGGACCGAGCGACUAACCGUAACCGAUAGCUCCAACCAAGUCAAACGGUGCCAACGAUGACACAAUGGACCCUGGGAGCAGAGGAAGAAUUCACUGCAACAUGAGACUCACCUGCUCUCUGCUAAUCAUGGGAGCAUUCUGUGUGACACCUUCCCUCUGCCAUAGCCAAAUUGAUCCACUAGCUCUUGGGAGAGCAGACCCCCAGUGUUGGGAAUCCUCCUCAGCUGUCUUACUGGAGAUGAGGAAGCCUCGCAUUUCUGACUCUGUCAGUGGCUUUUGGGACUUCAUGAUCUUCCUGAAAUCAUCAGAGAACUUGAAACAUGGGGCUCUGUUUUGGGACCUGGCUCAGCUCUUCUGGGAUAUCUAUGUGGACUGUGUGCUCUCCAGAACCCAUGGCCUAGGGAGAAGGCAGCUAGCAGAAGCUGAACAGAAGAUCUCUACUUUACAUUCUCAGUUCACAGGGAGAAACCAAGGGAUAUUUUCUCAUAUUCAGAGGUCACCAGUUCUGAAGAAGAAAGACUGGUUUGAAGAUUUAAUAAGUAUCCACAUGCAUAAGAGUAGAUCUACAUUACUUGGAAGAAUCAUUGAAGAACUAGGGAAAAAGAGGAAAUGA